CUUUUGCUCAGAUCUCUCUGAGCCCUCUGACUUGCACAUUCGGCAACAUCAACAACACGUGUGGCCUGAGGAAAAACAUGGAUAUUUACCGGCAUUCAUAGACGGAAGGAAAAUCGGUGAGUCAAGAAGCUCAGAUGUCUUUGAAACCACCUCCUUACCUGUUCUGGGUGCCUAAAGCUUUUUGUGUUUUCUUGUAAAAAAGUUUCCUGAUAAUCUUUUUAAAAAAAAUGGAUCUUACCGCCAAACAUGGGCUGGUGCUGCUCGAACAGCUGAGGAAGAUGAAAGAGGUCGAGCAUCUGACGGACGUGGUGCUGGUCGCUGAGGGCAUCAGCUUCCCCUGCCACCGAGUCGUUCUGUCCGCCUUCAGCCCGUACUUCCGUGUCAUGUUUACGUGUGGCUUGCGUGAGUGCAGUAACAGGGAGAUAUUCCUGCGCGACACCCCCGCGGACAGCCUGGCCCUCCUCCUCAACUACAUGUACACCUCGGAUCUUCCUCUCACCAAUGACAAUGUGCAAGGCAUAUCAAUCGCGGCCUUCCUCCUGCAGAUGGAUGACGUCUUUGCGCGUUGCCGGCAGCACAUGACCGAGAACAUGGACGCUUCCAACUGCCUCGGCGUGUAUUACUUCGCCCGCGACCUUGGUGCCGAGGAGCUGGCUGAUCACGCUCAGCGCUUCCUGAGGCAGCACUUUGUCCAAGUCUGCCAGAGUGAGGAGGUUCUGGAGCUGGAGGCCCAUCAGCUGGGGAAGCUCCUGAGUUCUGAUGAUCUCAACGUGACGAGAGAAGAAACAAUCUUAGAUGUUGUUCUCUGCUGGGUCAAGCACAACCCCCUGAUGGAUGGCGAGGUCCGCGCUCGGCAUCUACCAGAGCUCCUGAGGAAGGUCCGUCUGCCGCUUGUAAACCCUGACUACUUAAGAGAGGCCAUGAAGAGGAACACAGCACUGCUGGCUGAUGCUGAAUGCCUGGGAAUGCUGAACGAAGCUCUGGAGGUUGCCACCAUGCAUCCCUCAGCUGCACCACGCAAACUCAAGUUGAGGUACGGGAUGGAAACCACCGAGCUGCUGAUCUGCGUUGGCAACGACGGCGGGGGGAUCCGGUCAAGGUACGGCAACUACUCAGAGCGCAGCUUUUGCUUUGCCCCAUCCACCGGCCGAGCCUACUACAUCACCUCCCCUCGCUACGGAGAUGCUCUGGGAUAUGUGUGUGCUGGAGUCGUGACCGAAAACAAUGACAUCGUUGUGGCAGGAGAAGCGAGCGUGCGCCGAAUUGCCCGACAGAAAGACAUGAAGGUGGAGAUCUACAGGUAUAAAGUGGAGGCCCAGGGAAGCUGGGAACACCUAACAUCAGCAGAGUACCGGGACUCCUAUGCCCUGGCUUCCCUAGGGGAAACUCUGUACCUCUUGGGGGGGCAGAUGAAGCUGAAGAACCAGCUUCUCAUCACAAACUGUGUGGAGCGGUGGUCUCUGCAGGGAGGGCCCUGGCGGAGUGCAGCACCUCUGCCUUUGCCUUUGGCCUAUCACAGUGUGGUCAGAAUGAGAGACCGCCUUUAUGUGUUGGGCGGCCGCACCCCACAGUCACACCGCAUGGAUGAUGAGCCGGAGCGCCUCAGUAACCGCCUCCUGGAGUACGAUCCAAACACAAACAAAUGGACAGAGCUCGCUCCCAUGAAGUACUCCAAGUACCGCUGCAGUACUCUGGUGCUGAAUGGGGAAAUCUUUGUUAUAGGAGGGAUAGGUUGUGAGGGCAUGGACUGUGGACAGUCGCGUCAUUGUCUGAGUGCUGUGGAGAUCUACAACCCAGAUGGAGAUUACUGGAGAGAUGGACCUCCUCUCCCGUGCCCCCAGCUCUCGCUGCGUACCAACGCCUCUAACGCCGGAGUUGUGGGAGGCAAAAUUUAUGUUUGCGGCUAUUACAAAGGAGCAGAUCGUCAUGACGAUAUCACGAAAGACAUAUUGGAGCUGGAUCCGUGGGAGAACCGGUGGACAGUGGUGACCCGGCGCGCGCUGAUGCACGACAACUACGAUGUCUGCCUGGUGGCGAGUCUCAACCCGCGAGGGCUCAUGUCCCCACACUCAGACUUAGUCAAACUGUGAUUCACCGCUGUCAGACCCGAGUUUGGGUGGUGGACGUCAGUGAAGAAAAAUAAACAUUAACGCACUUAUUGCAGA
Molecule: messenger RNA, 2165 nt
Organism: Fundulus heteroclitus (mummichog)
Lineage: Eukaryota; Metazoa; Chordata; Actinopteri; Cyprinodontiformes; Fundulidae
Gene: kbtbd12
Product: kelch repeat and BTB (POZ) domain containing 12
Exons: 6
Coding region: 228-2090 (620 amino acids)
Molecular function (GO): protein binding
Source: RefSeq, a predicted model, not a curated record